UUGGGACACAGAGGUUCGAUUCCUUUCCAGAAACGUUCCUUACCGCACUUUGAGAGGUCGCAAAAGACUCCAAAAGCUAAAGGAUUCGUGGAGAACAGCUUUUACACGGGCCUGACCCCCACUGAAUUUUUCUUUCACUCAAUGGCCGGUCGUGAGGGGCUUGUCGAUACGGCAGUGAAGACGGCUGAAACGGGAUACAUGCAGCGACGGCUGGUGAAAUGCCUUGAGGAUCUCUGCGUAAACUAUGACGGCACUGUACGCACUUCUAGCGGCGAUGUUAUUGCGUUCGCUUUCGGAGAGGAUGGGUUAGACCCUGCACUGAUGGAAGCCAGCGAUGGCUACGUCGUCAACUUCGCCCAUCAGUUGGAGCAUGUUCGGAACACUCUUCCAUUCAGCAACGAUGAGGACUUGAAUCGGAAUGAAAUGGAGGCCUUGUGCAAAACAGUUAUUGAUGCCGAAAUCGGGCAGUCUUAUCCGGAGUUUCGAAAUCGAAUGGAGGCUUUCGUGAGGGAUAUCAUCGAAAAAGCUUCAGCUGUCCACAAAAUUCCGAAGGUUUUGUCGUGA
Molecule: messenger RNA, 564 nt
Organism: Cooperia oncophora
Lineage: Eukaryota; Metazoa; Nematoda; Chromadorea; Rhabditida; Trichostrongylidae
Source: the annotation of a GenBank genome assembly